AUGCCUACUCAGGGAAUCUUCAUAUAUGCACCAACCUUCGAUCAGCGCGUCGAUGGAUUUGGAACCGGCAACCCAACGCCUCGAAUUUCUUGGAAAUUUGGCAACGGGGACAGAUCUAUUCGUGCCUGGAGUCAAGCCGAAUACGAGUUGGAAAUCAAUAGAGAUGGUGUAACCAAAUCCUACUCCGCCAAAAGUGACCAGUCUGUUUUAAUCGAUUGGCCAGACGAGCCAUUGCGCUCAAGGGACAGGGCUUCCGUGAGAGUAAGAGCUUGGACAAGAAAUGAAGUCUGUGUUGAUAGCUCCACAGAGUGGUCUCCAUGGGCCACAGUGGAGACCUCGCUGCUGUCGAAAGAAGACUGGGUAGCCAAGAUGAUAUCGAGCUCCACACUAAUCCAAUCGGAUGAACCUAUUCGCCCACCCCGCUUUCGAAAGACGUUUGAAAUCCCAAAAGGAAAAGAUGCAAUCACGUCCGCCAGGCUCUAUAUCACCUCGCAUGGUGUCUACAACGCUUUCAUAAAUGGAGUCCCAGUGGGUAAUCAUCACAUGGCCCCGGGUUGGACGACCUACCAUUCAAGAUUGAACUUCCAAGUCUUCGACGUUACGAAAUUGCUCCAGAGUGACAAUGUCCUCGCGGUCGAACUGGGUGAGGGAUGGUAUGCGUCUCGGCUUUGGCGUGAAGGCCGCUUUGUGUUCGGCAAGGACCUCGCACUGCUGUCGCAAUUGGAAAUCAGUUUCAAGGAUACCACAGAACGGCUCACGGUGACAUCAGAUGAGACAUGGGAGUCAAGUGUCGGUCCAAUUCUCAGCAGUGAGAUCUAUGACGGCGAAGUAUACGACAUGGCGCAAGAACAACCUGGAUGGAGCUCCACUGCCUUCAGCUCUCAGUCAGUAUGGACACCUGUGCGAAUCUUGGAAUUCCCCACCGAGCAACUGGUUAUACCCGAGAGUCCUCCAGUGCGAAUAAUUCAAGAGAUUGAGCCCAAGGAGAUAUCUAGAAGUCCCACUGGAAAGCUUCUGGUUGACUUUGGUCAAAACAUUGUGGGCAAGCUGCGUAUUCGAUCACUUAAAAAACCUGAAGGCAGCCUAGUCUCUUUUCAGCAUGCCGAGGUCCUCGAGAAUGGCGAGCUAGGCAUCCGCCCUCUUCGAAACGCCAAAUGCACCGACACAGUCAUUUGUUCUGGGGAGGAGCUUGAGGAGUGGUCACCCAGCUACACAUUCCAUGGAUUUCGCUAUGUGCAGGUCGAAGGCUGGACCCCCGAAGAUGAGAUCAAUCCUCUGCAGAGCUCGAAUCUGACUGCUUUGGUCAUGCAUACGGAUAUGCCGAGGACUGGGUGGUUCACGUGCUCCAAUGACUUGGUGAACAAACUGCACGAAAACGCACUUUGGGGGAUGCGAGGUAAUUUCUUCUCAAUCCCGACAGAUUGCCCUCAGCGCGACGAGCGACUGGGAUGGACAGGAGAUAUCCAGGUUUUUUGUCCAUCAGCAUCCUAUUUGUACCACACUGCAGGAAUCUUGGGGGAUUGGCUCAAGGAUCUUGCCUGUGAGCAGGAAAAAGGAGGCGGUGUUCCGCCCAUGAUCGUGCCAGAUGUAUGUCUAACCAAGCCGGCUCGCCCUCCACAGGCCGUAUGGGGAGAUGCAGCUGUUUUGGUGCCCUGGGUCUUGUAUAAAUACACGAACGAUGCCAAGAUACUUCAGGCUCAGUAUGAUAGUAUGAAGUCCUGGCUUGACCAAGGAUGUCGUCGCGGGCCGGAUGGUCUGUGGUCGGAUUCGCUAUGGCAGCAUGGAGACUGGUUGGACCCUUCCGCUCCACCAGAUGACGCUGGAAACGGCGCAACAGACGGGGUUCUCGUCGCAGAUGCCUAUCUUGUCCAUAGCACUCACGUCAUGAGCAAAGCCGCUGCUAUUCUGGGACAAGAUGAGGACACGCAGCGUUACAAAUCCGAUUACCUGAGAUUGAAGGGCCUGUUCCAGAAGAAAUAUAUCACCCCGGCUGGCUAUGUUGCCUGUGAUACGCAGACAGCUCUCUCGCUCGCUAUUGUUUUCCAGCUUUUUGAGGACUCGGAUCAAGUGAAGGUGGCCGGAGAACGCCUGGCACGACGCGUCCAAUUUGCUCGAUUCCGGGUGUCAACAGGAUUCGCCGGUACGCCACUCGUCACCCACGCUUUGACCAUGGCGGGCAAACCCGAAAUCGCAUAUCGCAUGCUUGUCGAGAGGGAAUGUCCGUCAUGGCUUUAUCCCGUCAUCAUGGGCGCAACGACUAUCUGGGAGCGAUGGGACAGCAUGCUUCCUGAUGGCAGCAUCAACCCUGGAACGAUGACCAGCUUCAAUCACUAUGCGUUGGGAUCAAUCAUCAACUGGCUUCACCAAUCUGUUGGAGGGAUUAGCCCCACAGAACUUGGCUGGAAGAAAUUCCUUGUCCGACCUGUGCCUGGGGGUGGUAUGACUUCUGCAGAGGCACAAUACGAUAGCCCCUAUGGGUUGAUAACAAGUUCUUGGAAGUUGGAUGGCCCAGGCAAAUUUCGCAUGCAGCUGAUCAUUCCUCCUAAUUCGACGGCCUAUGUUGUAUUACCGGAUAGACAACGACACGACGGCGAUACUUCAACAGAGCAAGGCAUCCAAUUUGCUUCCGGUGAGUACGAGAUAUACUGUGAUUAUACCCCGAGAGCCUGGCCGCCAAAGGCACUUCUCACGCUGUUCCGGGAGGAUACUAGCGGUGAUCCGACCGAGAUUCCUAUACGUUGA
This is a messenger RNA of Penicillium pulvis, 2742 nucleotides long. Its product is annotated as glycoside hydrolase family 78 protein. NCBI's taxonomy places the organism in Eukaryota, Fungi, Ascomycota, Eurotiomycetes, Eurotiales, Aspergillaceae. The record is from RefSeq and is a predicted model, not a curated record. The transcript has a single exon. Gene Ontology annotation, biological process: carbohydrate metabolic process. The coding region runs from base 1 to 2742 and encodes 913 amino acids.